UAUAGUGUGAUCAAUUCUAGUAUUCUUUGGAAGUGAAUAGAGAAGCUAAUCAUGGGAAAGUUCACAAGGGUUUGUGUCUUUUGUGGAAGCAAGUCAGGGAAUAAAAAGAUAUUCAGUGAUGCAGCCCUUGAUCUUGGAAGACAACUGGUUGAGAGGAAGAUGGAUUUAGUGUAUGGAGGAGGGAGUGUUGGAUUGAUGGGGCUUGUUUCUCAAACAGUUUAUGAUGGCGGGAGUCAUGUUUUAGGAAUUAUACCAACAGCUCUUGUACCAAUUGAGAUUUCAGGUGAAACUGUUGGAGAAGUAUUAAUUGUAUCCGAUAUGCAUGAAAGGAAGGCAGAGAUGGCUCGGAGAGCUGAUGCUUUCAUUGCUCUUCCUGGAGGGUAUGGAACCUUCGAGGAGUUGCUUGAGAUGAUAACUUGGUCUCAGCUUGGAAUCCAUAACAAGCCAGUGGGUCUGUUAAAUGUUGAUGGGUACUAUGAUAGCUUGCUUGGAUUAUUUGACAAAAGUGUAGAAGAAGGAUUUGUUAAUCCUUCUGCAAGGAACAUUGUCGUGUCUGCAAGGACUGCUAGAGAGCUAAUCCAGAGAAUGGAGGAUUAUAUACCUGUCCAUGAACAAGUGACAUCAAGUCAAAGCUGCAAUGUAGAAGAGUGCAAUGCAAAUUUUUAGUUGUUUGCUGCUCCUGAUGAUCUUCAAAGAGGAAAAAUAUUUCUUUUUUCUUUUUUAUUCCUGUGAUGCUAUCUUUACAAUUGAUUAUUUUCAUUGCGUGUGCAAGCCUCCCAAAAGUAGAGGACAUGAUGCAUAAAAAUUGUGUUGAAUAGGAUGAACUGGUAUUUGUGUAAGCGAAAACCCUGAUGUGGUUGUGGGCUAUAUUUCUCACUUCAGAAAGAGCAUAUAACUUGGAUGCGAAGUGCAA
This is a messenger RNA of Populus nigra (black poplar), 913 nucleotides long. Its product is annotated as cytokinin riboside 5'-monophosphate phosphoribohydrolase LOG8-like. Bases 52 to 666 code for a protein of 204 amino acids. Gene Ontology annotation, cellular component: cytosol; nucleus. The transcript has 7 exons. Gene Ontology annotation, molecular function: hydrolase activity, hydrolyzing N-glycosyl compounds. The record is from RefSeq and is a predicted model, not a curated record. Gene Ontology annotation, biological process: cytokinin biosynthetic process. NCBI's taxonomy places the organism in Eukaryota, Viridiplantae, Streptophyta, Magnoliopsida, Malpighiales, Salicaceae.